Syngnathus acus (greater pipefish) is the source of this 3008-nucleotide messenger RNA. It is a transcript of the gene cpxm2, whose product is annotated as carboxypeptidase X (M14 family), member 2. Gene Ontology annotation, biological process: proteolysis. Gene Ontology annotation, molecular function: metallocarboxypeptidase activity; zinc ion binding. The record is from RefSeq and is a predicted model, not a curated record. The transcript is spliced from 14 exons. The coding region runs from base 382 to 2592 and encodes 736 amino acids. Lineage: Eukaryota; Metazoa; Chordata; Actinopteri; Syngnathiformes; Syngnathidae.
AGGCUUCCAGCAGACAGAGUGGGAGGAGGUGGAGAGGAAAUGCGGAUCUUGAACACUUCUCAGAGACUCCAAGUGUGUGUGCAGCCUGCCUAAGCAGAAACACACACACACAAAAGAUUUCUUUUCGAGUCACCUGCCAGCGUCCAAACUCAAGAGCUCUUUCCCUUUUGCGCCUCUCCCUCCCUCUCUGCAUUUUUCACAGGCUGAGGCAUCCAUGGACCCUCUGGCUCCGCCGCUCUCAUCAGCGACUUGGAGAACUUUGUGAACUCUGAAAAAGCAUUGGAUGGGACGCGACGUGGCGGAGCACGGCGGCAGCAGGCUCCUAAGGAGUCACCAGCAGGACCUUUAACUGGAGUUACCCCUCCCCACUUGGGUGGUAUCAUGACGGGUCAGCACCCCAACCUCUUCUUCCUCCUGGCUCUGCUGGGAUUCCUGGCAGGGCUGGCCGACCUCAGCCAGGCUUCAACCAGCGAAGACCAGGACUACUACAUGCAGGAGCUGUUAACCAGGGAGCAGUACGCCCGAGUCCAGAUGCCCGAGGGGCCCGACGGACGUGAGCCACCCAAACAAUACAGCAAGAAAGCGGCCAAAGGGAAAGGAGACAACGGCAGGCAGCCAGACAAAUCGGCCAAUAAAAAAGCCGAGAACAAGAAGAGCAACCCGAAAAGCCCAAAUGGAAGCUCGGAAGGAGACGGACAGCCCACGCGAUUCAAAGGCGAGUGCCCUCCCAUGGGACUGGAGACGCUGAAGAUCGACGACUUCCAGCUCCACGCGUCCACCACCAAACGCUACGGCCUGGGAGCGCACAGAGGUCGUCUCAACAUUCAGGCCGGCCUCUACGAGGACGACCUCUAUGAUGGGGCUUGGUGCGCCGGCAGGGAUGACCCGCUGCAGUGGCUGGAGGUGGAUGCCAGGAGGCUGACAAAGUUCACGGGAGUCAUCACACAAGGCCGCAGCUCCCUCUGGUCGAGCGACUGGGUGACCUCCUACAAGGUCAUGGUGAGCAACGACAGUCACGCCUGGGUGACGGUGAAGAACGGCUCCGAGGACAUGAUCUUCAGAGGAAACAGAGAAAAGGAGAUCCCGGUGCGCAACAUUUUUCCCACUCCCUUGGUGGCUCGCUAUAUCCGGGUCAACCCUCAGUCCUGGUUCAACAAAGGCAGCAUCUGCAUGAGGGCCGAGAUCCUCGGAUGCCCUUUGCCAGACCCGAAUAAUUACUACCACCGGCGCAACGAGGUCAUAACGACUGACGAGCUGGACUUCAUGCUUCACAGUUACAAGGAAAUGAGGCAGUUGAUGAAGGUGGUCAACGAAAUGUGCCCCAACAUCACUCGCAUCUACAACAUCGGCAAAAGCCACGGCGGCCUCAAGAUGUACGCCAUCGAGAUUUCCGACAACCCGGGGGAGCACGAAGUGGGUGAACCCGAGUUUCGCUACACGGCCGGUUCCCACGGCAACGAGGUGCUGGGUCGCGAGCUGCUCCUCUUGCUAAUGCAGUUCAUGUGCCUGGAGUAUCUGACGGGCAACCAGCGGGUCCGACACCUGGUGGACGAGACCCGCAUCCACCUGCUGCCGUCCGUCAACCCCGAUGGGUACGAGAAAGCCUUUCAAGUGGGAUCCGAGCUCAGCGGCUGGUCUCUGGGUCGGUGGAGCAACGACGGCAUCGACAUCCACCACAAUUUCCCCGACCUCAACUCCAUAUUGUGGGAAGCCGAGGCCAAAAAGUGGAUCCCACGCCGGAUGGCCAACCACUAUGUCUCCGUUCCCGACUGGUACCAGUCCAAAAACGCUUCGGUUGCCGUGGAGACCCGCGCUUUAAUCACCUGGAUGGAGAAGAUCCCUUUUGUGCUGGGUGGCAACCUCCAGGGGGGCGAGCUGGUGGUGACCUUCCCAUACGACAAGACCCGCUCGCAGGGCGUGACCCGGGAGCCCACGCCCACGCCGGAUGACCACGUGUUCCGCUGGCUGUCCUUCGCCUACGCCUCCACCCACCGCCUCAUGACGGCCGCCAAUCGGAGGGUGUGCCACAGGGAGGACUUCGCCAAAGAAGACGGGACCAUCAACGGGGCGUCCUGGCAUACGGCGGCAGGCAGCAUGAACGACUUCAGCUACCUGCACACUAACUGUUUUGAGCUGUCGAUGUACGUGGGCUGCGACAAAUUCCCUCACGAGAGCGAGCUGCCAGAGGAGUGGGAGAACAAUCGCGAGUCUCUUCUCGUCUUCAUGGAACAGGUGCAUCGUGGGAUUAAAGGUAUAGUGAGGGACCUGCAAGGCAACGGAAUAGCCAACGCUACCAUCGCCGUGGAAGGCAUCGGCCACGACAUUCGUACAGCUGCCGACGGGGACUACUGGCGCCUGCUGAACCCGGGCGAAUACCGAGUGACGGCGAGGGCCGAGGGCUACAGCAUGGUGAGCAAGAAAUGCGAAGUGGGUUACGAGAUAGGGGCCACCCGCUGCGACUUCACGCUGGGCCGCACCAACUUGUCACGCAUCCGGGAGAUCAUGGAACGAUUCAACAAGCAAGGCGGCGGUAAAGCGCCUGUUAGGCCGCUACAAGCCCGCCGCUCCGGUGACAGACGUCCGGGAACUUAAUGGCGGCGUGAAAGUGGGGAAGAACUCUGAGGAUUGAAACCUAAUGAUGACUGUGGGGAUCUCCAAGAUGGAAAAUGUUGAAAAUAAGACUCAAAGGUGGAUCCACAUAUUACAAUGACCCCCCCCCACAACCAUUUGAGUGCAUCGACCAAAAGUCCGCUAGCUUAUGCUAACUUAUUAUAGGAAACGCCAUAGACAGGCUACUGAAAACUAACCGCAAGAUACAAAUAAUAAAGCGGCAUGUAGCGGGGCAACAAUGAAAUAAUCAUCCCAAAAAUGAUUUUUGUGUAAAUAAUAAAAGCAUCUAAUCUCAUGUAUGUACAUACAGGACCUGUUAAAUUAUGUAAACCACCAGGCAAUGAUACGCAUACACGCAUUGCCUCCCAUGAAAUAAAGUCCAAUUAUUCCAAUUGAGA